Messenger RNA from Malassezia vespertilionis, 1950 nucleotides. RefSeq names its product SWI5-dependent HO expression protein 4 (gene SHE4). The record is from RefSeq and is a predicted model, not a curated record. NCBI's taxonomy places the organism in Eukaryota, Fungi, Basidiomycota, Malasseziomycetes, Malasseziales, Malasseziaceae. The transcript has a single exon. Bases 1 to 1950 code for a protein of 649 amino acids.
AUGGCAGACGCCGUCGCGGCGCUGUUUGCGUUCGAGCAGGACGCUGCGGACGCGGCCAAGGCGCUUGCAGCGCUGCAGACAGUAGAAGCACGCCAUGUGCCAAAAGUAGCUGGGAUUUUUGCGCGCGAGGCGCACAAAAAUACAGCCUCGCUCCUGCGUGCGCUCGUUGUGCUCGGCGCGCUGAGCCUUGUCAACCCCGCGACGGCACUCGACGUGAUGAAAGAGGGUGCAUUGCUGCACACGCUUGUCAGCGUAUCCAACACUCCAGAGACAAGCUGUGCGAUGGCACACGCGCUCGCGGAGGCAUCCUCAGACGUGCACGUCCGCACAUGGCUCGCACAGACGCCGUUUGUGACCGAGUGGCUCGCGCCGCGCACGUCGCUUGCCAAGUUCCAAGAGGUGGGCCAGGUGCAAGCAUGUGCCGAUCUUGCAUGGAUAAAACUGGCUAUGCAAACCAACGACAAGACGAAAAAAGCAUUGUCGCUGUCGGAACAGGAUACCACAACCUUGUACACGGCGCUGCGCGAUUUCUUCGUGAGUGACGGUGCGCAAGUGCAAGCCCCCAAGCCCCUGCUUGCAUUCCAUGAAGCGCGUGCGGCGCGCGAUGAUGCGCUGGAAGGAAUGUACUACCUCCUCUUCAUGCCUGCCUUGCGCAAUACCUUUUGUCACGACGCGCCCAUGCUGGCGGCAAUGGUGCGCAUCUUGACACUUCAGACCAGUGCUGACGGCGAUAGUGCACUUGCGUUUGUUCUUGUCUCCAUGCUAGCGACUCUUGUGGCGUAUCCUGCAAAACGCACCGCCGAGCAGCAGCGCGCCGAAGCGCUGCGCCGCGCCGCAUCCAAUCAGGCAGACGACCCGCUGCUCGCUCCAGAGCAGGUAUCGCUUCGUGUGCGAGCACUCGUCCAUGCCGGUAUUGUUGCACCGCUUGUACCGCUCACUGUACGUGCCGUGCGUAUAGAAAGUGCACUGCGCGACCAGCUCGCAGGCCUCUUUCUCUCGCUGGUCACGCCGCAGGACAGCAAAUUCCGCGGCUUGCUACUGCAGCAAGGCGUCGGACGCGCGCUGUUGCUGCUUUCACAAACAGCGCACCAUACACUGCGCAAGCCUGCACCGCCGAACUAUGCGCUUCUUCCUCUGCAAGCACUCGCCAAACUGACCAUCACUGCCGAUCCACGGCUCAUGUAUCAUGCGCAAGGCACGCCGUUGCUCGCUGUGCAGUGCCUCGCGAGCCUGUACUUUGCUCCACACGCCACCUUGCUCCAGUUCUUUGAGGCCGUCAUGGCGCUCACGAACAUGAGCAGCAUGGAUGAGCCCAUGGCUGGUGUUGUAGCGCGCGCAGUGUCUCCGUUUCCCGAUGCAGACGGUGCCAAUAUCAGCGACUCGCUUCUCUCCAACCUCCUCUUGCACGACGAGCCGAUGGUGCGCAAAGCACUUGUCGAGCUCCUGUGCAACCUCGUGCAGGACCCACACGUGUUUGCAUACUGGGCGGGCGAAGGCACAAGCGCGGCCGACGACAUAUCCACCGCCACCAUUCAUUUGCAAACCGCCCAAGGCCGCCUCCGUUUUCUCGUCUCGCUCUGCGAGGGCGAUAUUGGCCUGGCUGCGAGUGGGACGCUGGCGUGCUUGACCAGCGCUGUGUCUGCGUGCCAGUACCUGGUGCGGAUGCCCACCAGCUCGCUCGAGACGCUUGCCGAGCUGCUCGGCGCCUCGGAACAGCUUGCGCUGCGUGGCUUUGCCAUUUUGUACAACCUUGUACAGUACGCCGCAUCGCUCGCCCCCAACCCCGACGGCCUUUCCAAGUGCGAGGCCCUCGGCGCCCUUCACGACGCGCGCUUUUUCAGCGCGACCAAGGCGUUUGUCGCGCGGCAUGCCGCGCCGCAAAACGCCGCCCUCCCCACUGCCCAAGCAUUGGCCAUGGCUCUGGAUAUACUCAAGCUAGCAGACGCAUAG